AUGGAUCUUUGUAGAUUACAGAAGACGCUGAGCAAGGUACACAUCUCCAUGACAACACUUCUCGGUCCUGUUCUGGUGGUCGUGACGGAUCUCGCUGCCAGGCUUUUGGGUCAUUCUUUAUUCAGGCGUCAUUUCCCUCUCCUGCUCUCCAGCACGGUGCUGUUUGGACCAGCCCUGAGCCCCUGGGUCUCCAAGCACAGCAUCUUUGCCAACAAGAACCACUACUUAUACAGAUUGUUCCUGCGUUCUUGUUGGGGCUGGACCUGUAUCUUCACCGGUUCCUUCCUCUUCCUCCUCACUUUCUCCAUCCGUCCUUCCCUCAUUCUCUCCCUCCGUCAUCUUUCCCGGCUAGCUGCGACCGGCCUCCUGUGGUCAUUGUGCCGUCACCUCCUGUCCCUUCUGUUGGACGCUUCGGGGAGCUGUUACGAGCCUCUCCGUUCUCCUCCAGGGGGCCAGGGGGGCCCCGGGGGAGGCCUGGGGCCUGGAGUCAUGGGUAAAGAUCGUUUGCUGCUGUUUCGGGAGGGCCAGGGCAAAGCUGCCUGCCUGAGAGCUGGACUAAUCUGGCGUGGACCUGAAGUGUCUGAAGACACACUGGUUCUCUUUCUGUGUUGUCUGGUCCUGACUGAAGAGAUGGCUGUCUUUAGGCCCUGUCUUGCCCUGCUGAGGCCCCUGGCAGCCCCAUUGAGACUGUUAUUUCUGUUCUGUGUGGCCCUUCUGGCUCUCUGGCUAUUCCUGCUCCUUAGCUUGCUAGCACAUUUCCCGCAGUUCACCUCCCAGCUGCUAGGGGGCGCUGUGGGAUUUCUGACAUGGAAAGGACUCUACCAAGGCUGGUACAGACUAGGUCCCAGCUGGUACUGCCCAGGGCUGCCUGGUGAAGGACUAUUGGUUUCUACAGAUGAUGGACAAGACAAGAGGCGCCUAAAUAUGAAUCUGUACCAUUGUAAUAAAUAA
This is a messenger RNA of Chanos chanos (milkfish), 951 nucleotides long. RefSeq names its product fat storage inducing transmembrane protein 1 (gene fitm1). The coding region runs from base 1 to 951 and encodes 316 amino acids. Gene Ontology annotation, cellular component: endoplasmic reticulum membrane. NCBI's taxonomy places the organism in Eukaryota, Metazoa, Chordata, Actinopteri, Gonorynchiformes, Chanidae. Gene Ontology annotation, biological process: lipid droplet organization; lipid storage; phospholipid biosynthetic process. The transcript is spliced from 2 exons. The record is from RefSeq and is a predicted model, not a curated record. Gene Ontology annotation, molecular function: coenzyme A diphosphatase activity.